AUGCACCAAUGUGUCAGUAAUUUGUACCAACGGGUAAACUCUGGGUGUGCCGACCUUGCACUACGUCUCUUUGUUCUUUGUGGACAAGUGGCAGAUGAAACUGGAUUUGAAGAAGUUAGCUAUGAAUUUUUCGCACAGGCGUUCACAGUCUACGAAGAUUCGAUUAGCGAUUCGAGAGCGCAGUUCCAAGCUGUUUGUAUCAUUUCGAGCGCACUGCAUGGGUCCAGGAAUUUUGGAAGAGAAAAUUACGAUACUCUCAUCACCAAGGCUGCUCUUCAUGGUAGCAAGCUUCUUAAGAAGCCAGACCAGUGCCGUGCCGUUUACUUGGCAAGCCAUCUCUGGUGGGUUGUUGAAAGCCCGCAAAAAGAGGGAGACGAGCCCAAUAUCGUUUAUCGUGAUGGUAAACGUGUUCUUGAAUGUCUUCAACGAGCACUGCGUGUCGCGGAUGCUUGCAUGGACACGGCUGUAUCAGUUGAACUUUUCAUUGAGAUACUCAACCGUUACGUUUACUAUUUCGACCAGCAAAACGAAACAGUGACGACGAAAUACCUCAAUGGCCUUAUAGAACUUAUAUAUUCUAAUCUUCAGUCGAACCAGACCGAGGGGGCGCCGAGUUCGGGUCUGGAGAACCCUAGACGCCAUUUUGAAAGAACUUUGGAUUAUAUCAAAUCUAGGGGGUGGGAAGGAGUUGUGACAGGACCACCGCGACAGUAA
This is a messenger RNA of Microsporum canis CBS 113480, 714 nucleotides long. Its product is annotated as vacuolar protein sorting-associated protein 35. The transcript is spliced from 2 exons. The coding region runs from base 1 to 714 and encodes 237 amino acids. NCBI's taxonomy places the organism in Eukaryota, Fungi, Ascomycota, Eurotiomycetes, Onygenales, Arthrodermataceae. Gene Ontology annotation, cellular component: retromer, cargo-selective complex; late endosome; retromer complex. The record is from RefSeq and is a predicted model, not a curated record. Gene Ontology annotation, biological process: intracellular protein transport; retrograde transport, endosome to Golgi.